AUGGACAAGAACAACGACAACAGCCCAUCGAAUCUGUGGUCUCGUCGAUCCAAGUAUGCAAUCCCACAUGCCCUCAACAGCAGCUCGAAACCCUCCCUCUCCGUUAACAAGAACGAUCGCCACGACUCUCGAGACAGCCACGACACACCCUCUAGCAAACGAUUCGGCAGCUUAAGUAGCCACGGGAAGAACAACCCUUUCAACUCGAUCGGUCCCAUAUCCACAUCCUCUGUCGCUUCCCCGACAGGCUCUGGGGCCUCUUCGGCCUUUGGCCUAGGCUCAGGCGCUUUUGGUUUCGGCAGCGCGAGUAAGACUCCCAAGACACCUGGCGCGACCUUCGAGUCGAGCAGGUCAAGCAGCGACAAGAAGGACUCCUCAGACGAGAACACAAAGGACAGCAGGAGACCGCCUGCGCGCAAGUCGCUUUCUACCCUUCGCACUCCUAGUGCGGUUGCGGAGCCUCCUCUACCUUCUGCGAAAGAGCCUGCGGGAGCGUGGCCUCUCAGGAAUACCUGGAUAGUAUACUACCGACCACCAACGAGCAAGAAUAGUGACUACGAGAAGUCUAUCAAACCUCUCUGUAGGAUUCACACUGCGCAAUCUUUCUGGACGGUGUACAGCCACCUCAAGAGGCCAAGCAACUUGCCUACAGUGAGUGACUACCACUUCUUUAAAGAGGGGAUUCGACCGGUAUGGGAAGAUGAGGAGAACAAGAAGGGAGGCAAGUGGACAAUGCGCCUGAAGAAGGGCGUGGCGGACAGAUACUGGGAGGAUCUCCUGCUCGCGAUGAUUGGCGACCAGUUCGCUGAGGCCAGCGAGGAGGUGUGCGGCGCUGUCGUCAGCGUCCGGUCCGGCGAGGACGUCUUCUCAAUCUGGACCAAGAACGACGGCGGUAGGAACGUCAAGAUCCGCGAGACGAUCAAGCGGGUUCUCUCACUGCCGGGAGACACGAACCUCCAAUGGCGCAGUCAUGACGAGAGCAUCACCCAGCGCCACGCAGUGGACCAAGCCCGCCAGGACAAACGGCGCAACACGAUCGUUGCUGAAAAGGAGGGCGGCGAAAACAACAAGUCCACGUCUUAG
This is a messenger RNA of Zasmidium cellare ATCC 36951, 1083 nucleotides long. RefSeq lists its product as uncharacterized. The transcript is spliced from 2 exons. Bases 1 to 1083 code for a protein of 360 amino acids. Gene Ontology annotation, biological process: translational initiation. Gene Ontology annotation, cellular component: cytoplasm; eukaryotic translation initiation factor 4F complex. The record is from RefSeq and is a predicted model, not a curated record. Gene Ontology annotation, molecular function: RNA 7-methylguanosine cap binding; translation initiation factor activity. Lineage: Eukaryota; Fungi; Ascomycota; Dothideomycetes; Mycosphaerellales; Mycosphaerellaceae.